AGAGGUUCUGAGGGUCUAAGCCCCGCACUACGCUACACUACGCCACACCACACUACAACACCCUCGGUCCAGCUGCCUCUGCCUCUGCCUGCCUCGCCUAGCGUCGAGCAUCUCUCUCCACUCACACCUGUGCGCUGCUGACCGAAAUUAGUGAGCAUCCAGCAAACUAGUAAUGGUGGACUAGAGAGCCAUGCCUGCCAAUUCCUUGCGAGCGUCGGAAAGUGGUUCUGGUUGAUCAAUGCCUGUGACGACGAGGUGUGCCGUGACUACAUUUAUGAGCUCGUGAGAGUUGCUCAUUCCUUUGGAGGUGUGCCUUCCCCCUGACCCCUUCUUCCUCUUCCUCUGGACCGUGCCUAGCCUGCCCGCCGGGCCUGUCUGCAGAGCCAACCCAUCCACCAUCUCUCUCACUCGCAGGUCGAGCUCAUUGCCGUGAGCUCUGAACACUUCGUUCUGCCCCCUCUCCCUCGUACCUGCCUGCCUGUCUGGCCUCCUCCAGCACCUGAGAGGACACAGCGAGAGCGCUCGAGCACAUCCCAAUCCCGGGUUCAUGUCGUGACCUCUGCGCCAUGUUCCCCUUCUUCCUCCUCUUCAUUCUGUGAGCUGAUCGUAUCCAGGAGGGCGACAUCCGCGCCACAGCCUCGUGUUCGACGCGAGCUCUCAUCAGCCGAAGGAGCAUCUUGGUGCCGUGUUCCCGCGAAAGCUAUGUCUAGACCGCACUUUAGGUUCAGCUGCUGAGAAUCUUCGUCGAGCCACCCACAUUGCCCUUGCGGAUGCGGAGACGCGGUGGAGGCAAAGAUUGUUGGGUCUCGUCAUCCGAGUUCCCCUGCUGCUGCUGUCUACAAGUUAGUCCUUAGUGGCGGGAACGCUCUCGCAGCUCCCUUCUGCCCCUGAGCUCGAUUCAUCUCAUUCCACCAUCGACAGGGUUCGCAGCCUCCGUGCAGCUCGAAUGUCAGAGAGCUUUAGGAAGUCGCUUCCCACGAUGAAAAUGGCCGGCUGGAGCCCGAGCCAAGUUCUGUCCGGGCCGAGAGCUCGCCGCAUACAGAAAUCGCUCUACAAUUUGCAAAUGACCGUCAUAUGUAUGUUCGUCACGGUGGUGAUGCUGAGAGGCAUGCUGGGCGCUGGAAAAUUUGGAACGCCGAACCAGGACCUGGACGAGAUAAGGAACCACUUGGCUCACAGGGAUCGGUCGACGAGAACGAUGAUGGAGUUCACGGGCUCGAAAACCGACGACGAGGCGGAAGGCGGGGACAGCUCGAGGUGGUUGCUUCAGAAGGAUUUCGAUCCGGUCAAGUACUUCGAUCCCGAGACCGUGCACCACACGCUGGGCGAGCAUAUAUCGGACUGGGACGAGCAGCGUGCUGCGUUCAUGGCGAAGAAUAAGGGGGCGAAUCAGACCAACAGUGGCAAGGCGCGGACCUUGCUGGUGUCCGGGUCGCAGCCCAAGCCGUGCGACAAUCCGAUGGGGGACUACUUCCUGCUGAAGAAUCUCAAGAACAAGGUCGACUACUGCCGGCUGCACGACAUCGACAUCUUCUACAACAUGGCGCACAUGGACCUGAAGAUGUCGGGCUUCUGGGCCAAGCUGCCCCUGCUGCGCAAGCUCCUGCUCUCGCACCCGGACGUCGAGUGGAUUUGGUGGAUGGACAGUGACGCCUUCUUCACCGACAUGAAGUUCGAGCUGCCGAUGGAGAACUACGAGAACUACAACAUGGUCGUGCACGGCUGGUACAACAUGAUUUACGAGAAGAAGAGCUGGAUCGGGCUCAACACCGGCAGCUUCCUCAUCCGCAACUGUCAGUGGACUCUGGACAUUUUGGACGCCUGGGCUCCGUUCGGGCCCAAUGGCAAGCCCCGCACGGAAGCCGGCAAGCUGUUCACCAAGUACCUGCAGGGCCGCCCCGAGUUCGAGGCCGACGAUCAGUCGGCGCUCAUCUACUUGCUCCUCUCGCAGCGCGAGAAGUGGUCCGAGAAGACGUACCUCGAGAGCUCGUUCUUCCUGCACGGCUACUGGGUGAUCCUGGUCGAGAACUUCGAGAAGAUGAUGGACAAGUACCAUCCGGGGCUGGGCGACGAGCGAUGGCCCUUCGUGACCCACUUCGUCGGAUGCAAGCCCUGCCACGGCAGCUCCGGCGACUACUCGGCCGAGCGCUGCGCGAAGCAGAUGGAGAGGGCGUUCAAUUUCGCCGACAACCAGGUCCUUGAAGCUUACGGCUACGUGCACCCCAAUCUGCACACGACUGCGGUGACGAAGCUCCCCGGUGGCUCGUCCUCGAAGACCAAGAGCUCCGCCGACCAACCGAUCCUUCGAGGCGGGUACUCAUAGGUUGCAUGCCGGCUGUCGUUCUCCGAGUCUUUUUCUUCUUUGUCAAUAAUCAUCUGUUGAGCAAUCUCCAUAGCGAUCAAUCGGCUGUGUCUUGUAUAUUAUUAUCACCACAACUGUAGGACCUUAGGUAGGUAAUUUUUUGAGAGCGUUCAUUGACACGCUCUCGCUACUAAAAAAUAAAAUAAUCUUCCUG
Messenger RNA from Marchantia polymorpha subsp. ruderalis, 2516 nucleotides. Lineage: Eukaryota; Viridiplantae; Streptophyta; Marchantiopsida; Marchantiales; Marchantiaceae. The record is from the annotation of a GenBank genome assembly.